Molecule: messenger RNA, 339 nt
Organism: Tinamus guttatus (white-throated tinamou)
Lineage: Eukaryota; Metazoa; Chordata; Aves; Tinamiformes; Tinamidae
Source: RefSeq, a predicted model, not a curated record
AUGGGGGGGGACCCAAGGAGUAACAGAGGUUCCAAGGGGGACAAGAGGGGACCCAAGGGACGAUCGGGGGGACCCAAGGGGUCACAGAGGAUCCAGAGGGGACAAGAGGGGACCCAAGGGGUGACAGAGGAUCCGGAGGGGACAAGAGGGGACAAGAGGGAGGGGACCCCAGGGGUGACAGAGGAUCCAGGGGGGGACAAGAAGGGAUCCCAUGGACGAUGGGGGGACCAAAGGGGGGACAGAGGUUCCAAGGGGGACAAGAGGGGACCUAAGGGAUGAUGGGGGGACUCAAGAGGUGACAGAGGUUCCAAGGGGGACAAGAGGGGACCUAAGGGAUGA